Molecule: messenger RNA, 1431 nt
Organism: Talaromyces amestolkiae
Lineage: Eukaryota; Fungi; Ascomycota; Eurotiomycetes; Eurotiales; Trichocomaceae
Exons: 8
Coding region: 1-1431 (476 amino acids)
Biological process (GO): transmembrane transport
Cellular component (GO): membrane
Molecular function (GO): transmembrane transporter activity
Source: RefSeq, a predicted model, not a curated record
AUGCAGGACAGUUCUCCCAAAAGUACCACUCAUAUAAUAGACGAUGUGGAGAAGGGGAAUAUCCGCCAGACGUCCUCAGUUGUGGUUGAUGCCGAGCGAGAAAGGGCCCUGGUUCGGAAGCAAGAUUUGCGAAUCCUGCCAUUGUCUGCUGGAAUUUAUCUCCUCUGCUACCUCGAUCGCUCUAACAUUGGAAAUGCCAAGACCCUCAACGCGAACACGGGCAAUUCGUUGCUGGACGAAACGCAUAUGACAAACUACCAGUAUAUUGUUGCCCUGAUGGUUUUCCUGAUUGCGUACGCCCUUUUUGAAGUCCCAUCCAACUACUUGCUUAAGAAACUGAGACCAAGUCGCUGGAUUUCCAUCCUUAUGCUUUCAUGGGGGGCAAUCACCAUGGGUCUCGGGGGGACGCAUAGCUUCGGUGAAGUGGCAGGAGUCCGUUUUCUGUUGGGAAUGGUUGAAGCUGGACUAUUCCCUGGACUAGUUUACUAUCUCACUUUCUGGUAUCGCGUUUCGGAGCGAUCAUUGAGAGUCGCUAUUAUUCUGGCCUCCGCCACCCUGGCUGGCGCCUUCGGCGGUGCGAUCGCAUAUGGAGUGGGACACAUGAAUGGAUCAUCAGGGCUCUCCGCUUGGCGAUGGCUCUUUAUCAUCGAAGGGGCCCCUUCUUGUGCGUCUGCAGUCUUGGUUUGGUUUUUUCUUCCCGAUUAUCCAGAGACCUGUCGCUUUCUUAACGAAGAGGACAAGGCGCUGGCAAAGCAGCGACUCUCCGUGGAAGGGACCAAGGGUAACGCCAGUGCCAUGACGUGGGCUGAUGCCAAAGAGAUCUUGACUGAGUGGCGACUUUAUGCCCAUUACAUUAUCUACUUUGGUAUUUCCACUCCAUUUUCGAGUUUAUCCCUUUUCACCCCGACCAUCACCGCGGGUCUCGGAUACGAAGGGCUGCUUGCGCAAUUGAUGACUGUUCCCCCAUAUGGCGUUGCAUAUGUAGUAACUCUUGCAGUUUCCUAUUCUGCAGAUCACUUCAACGCUCGCGGUCUUCACUCUGCUGUCAUGUCAUUUAUCGGUGCCAUGGGCUUCCUCGCAUCUGCCGUUCUACCUGCGGAUGCAUAUUUACAUCGAUAUGGAUGUCUGAUUGUUGCUGCUUCUGGUGCAUUCUCCUGCAUUCCUCCCCUCCUUGGUUGGCUGUCAUCUAACCUUCACUCGACUGCUGGCGUGGGAUUGGCCAUCGCCUUGAACAUAUCCUUUGGAGCGCCCGGUCAGAUUGUCGGUGUCUGGAUUUACAAGUCUGAUCAAGCCACGACAGGUUAUCCGACCGGACACUGGACCAAUGCCGCGCUCUUAUUGCUCGUUUCUGCAGGGUGUAUUGGUCUCCGGCUAUAUUAUGGAUGGCUGAACCGAAAAUCUCUAGUGCAGUCUACGGUAUAUGCUUACUGA